ACCGUAUCUUGGUGACAGAAAGUUAAGUCUUGUGAAACAGAGCUGCUACAAUUCAUGACAGAUGGAGGGGAAAACAUAAUCUUGCAGAACUUUUCUCUUUUGAUUUUGCACUUUAAACAAAGUCCAAGAAGAUUAUAAUCAGAUAAACAUGGGGCCAGGUUUGCCAAAUAUCUAACAGUAUUACCAAAAGAUCAGAUUUGAUUCUCCAGCCAUCGUGUAAGUUAAAGAUCACCAUAACAUUGUGUUUUUCUAAGUCAUGUUCUUUCAAGAACCAUCGAGAUGGAAUGGUGACCUCACGGCAUUACCUUGGAAACCAUGAUGCAAGUUCUGAGCAUCUUUCAAACUCUGAUAACAGCCUGAGCACUUAAGUACAAAACUGUGCCUAUACUGAUGCAAGGCCAAAACUACAUCCUCUUGGCUUGAGGUAAUUCUCACAAAAAAAGAUGUCAGCAGAGAAUACAGAGCUGGUUAAUAAACAACUUGACAAGAUUCCCAGUCAGCCUUUCCUGCCUGCAAUUCCAAAUGUUUCUGGAAGCAGAGUGCAUUCCCUCGAAGACCGGCUGUCCAACCAGGAGAGGACCACCACCGUUCUUCUGGAUCAGGCCUUCCGAAUCAAGGAUGGCAUUGUUUCUUACCUUCAGGGAAAUAAAGACUUUCAUCAGGGAGAGUCAGCAGCACGCCAACUACUGGAGAACCACAUACAGACUAUCACAAGCAUAGUGAAAAAGCUGAGCCAUGAUAUAGAGGUACUGGAGGGGCAAAUAAAAGCUAGAGAUAACAUGUCAUCAGGAACUAAUUUCGCUAUGCAGAGCCUGGACCAUAAACACUUGCUGGGAGUUGGGGAUCUUCGUGGGAGAGUGGCAAGAUGUGAUGCCAGUAUUGCAAAACUCUCUGGGGAUAUAAAUAUUAUUAGGCUUGAGAUUUCAAAACUUGAGAAAGAAAUUCAAAAUAUCCAGUCCUCCUUGGAAAAUUACUCUAAUAAUGUAGAGAUAAAGGUAAUGCAGCUUUUAGGCAAGAUAGAAACAUCCAGCUCAGAGCAAAACUCCAAUUUAAAGACAAUACAAGGGAAUCAACACCAUGAACUGCAACUCCUAGAUCUUAAGAUAAAUGGUGUUCUAAAUGACUUUAAGGAUCACAUUCAAAACCAACAGAAGUGGAUAGAAAAUGAGAUGAGGAGAUAUGAACAAGAACAAUUCCACUUCACAAAUCAGAUCUUUGGCACAAUGAAAGACAAACUGGAAACUGUGGAAAAUAAAAUGGAAGACAGUUUUUAUUUCAUCUUAAAAAGGAUAGAAAGUACAGAUAAAUCAGAGCAAUUUGACAGAGAGCUGAUCCAUGUAAAAAAUGAUAAUAAUAAACUCCAUGCAAGGAUUGCUAGAUUUGAAAAAAUGAUGUGGAAAGAACUGGAAGAAAUGCAGGCUGAAUAUCGAUCAGGGUUUCAAUCUAUCCGUGAUUCUCUCAGUGCAUUAAAACAAAUACAGUCAACAAAGCUGAAACUCGAGGAAGAAAAGUUCAAACAAGACAUGAAGAAGAUUCGACAAAAGAUAACUGAACUAAAAGAAGAUUGAUGGCAUUUUCUUAAGCAUCCAGAGUAAUGCCGUCCUGUGGACACAUUUAGGAAAUUGAAAAAGAUUAACUUUUUGAUCCUGUAACAGGAACCUUUGUUUUCUUGCGUCUCCCUAUAUUACCUAUAGUAACAAAUUGCCAUUGCAAUAGCCACUUACAGAUCUUUAUCAAAUCCAAAUUAAUCAUAUACAGUAUACUUUAUAUUUUUGAGAAAAUAAAAUUCAACAGCUGCCAGUAAUUGCAUCUAGUAUUGCAUCCCAAAAUUAUCCAACCAUGAAUCUGAUUUGUAGCUCUGCCUAUUAAAAAAUAAACAAAAGAAGUCUGCUAAGCCAA
Messenger RNA from Anolis carolinensis (green anole), 1899 nucleotides. It is a transcript of the gene fam81b, whose product is annotated as family with sequence similarity 81 member B. The coding region runs from base 444 to 1568 and encodes 374 amino acids. NCBI's taxonomy places the organism in Eukaryota, Metazoa, Chordata, Lepidosauria, Squamata, Anolidae. The record is from RefSeq and is a predicted model, not a curated record. The transcript is spliced from 10 exons.